Molecule: messenger RNA, 1304 nt
Organism: Helicoverpa zea (corn earworm)
Lineage: Eukaryota; Metazoa; Arthropoda; Insecta; Lepidoptera; Noctuidae
Gene: TPT
Product: solute carrier family 35 member E1 homolog
Exons: 2
Coding region: 4-945 (313 amino acids)
Cellular component (GO): Golgi apparatus
Molecular function (GO): antiporter activity
Source: RefSeq, a predicted model, not a curated record
CAGAUGGGCACGGAGGGGUCGCGGCGCGAGGCGCUGACGGUGGUGCUGCUGUGCGGCGCGUGGUACGCCGCCAGCUCGGCCAGCAACGUGGUGGGCAAGCUGGUGCUGACGGACUUCCCGUUCCCGGUGACGGUGACCAUGGUGCAGCUGCUGAGCGUGGUGCUGCUGAGCGCGCCGGCGCUGGCCGCGUGCGGCGUACGGCGCCAGACGGACUUCCCGCGCCGCUACUACUGGCGCACGCUGGUGCCGCUCGCUUUCGCCAAGUUCCUCACCACCAUAUGCUCACAGGUGUCUAUUUGGAAGGUGCCCAUCUCCUACGCGCACACAGUGAAAGCAACGACGCCGUUGUGGACGGCGGGGCUGGCGCGGCUGCUGUUCGGCGAGCGAGUGCCGCGCGGCGUGCCGCUGGCGCUGGUGCUGAUCGCGCUGGGCGUGGGCGUGGCGUCGGCCACGGAGCUGCAGUUCGACGCGCUGGGGCUGGGCGCGGCGCUGGCGGCGGCGGCGCUGCUCAGCCUGCAGCACCUGUUCUCCAAGCGCGUGAUGCGCGACACGGGCGUGCACCACCUGCGCCUGCUGCAGGUGCUGGGCCGCCUGGCGCUGCUGCUGUUCACGCCGCUGUGGGCGUGGGCGGACGGGCCGGCGCUGCUGGCGGGCGCGGCGCCGCGCGCGGGCUGGGCGGCGGGCGGCGCGCUGCUGGCGGCGGACGGGGUGCUGGCGUGGCUGCAGGCGGUGGCGGCGUUCAGCGUGCUGUCGCGCGUGACGCCGCUGGCGUACGCCGUGGCGUCGGCCGCCAAGCGCGCGGCCGUGGUGGGCGCGUCGCUGCUGCUGCUGCGCAACCCCGCGCCGCCGCUGAACCUGCUGGGCAUGGCGCUGGCGGCGCUGGGGGUGCUGGCCUACAACCGCGCCAAGCUGCAAGCGCGCCGAGCGCCCACGCUGCCUGUCUGACUUUAGUUUGCUCAUUUCAAAUGAAAAACAAUAAAACAACAAGGAUAUUUUUGUAUUGAAGUGUCAUUGAUGCAUAAUGCAGGUUUUUUUUCUAAUAAUAGUGAAGACUGUUAUUUCGUUUGUUCGUAUAAAAACCUGGUUUAGUUAAUAUUUCCAAGAAGUACUUCUGUGGAUAAAAGGAAAGGAACCUCACUAGUUUACAAGAUAACAUCGAUCAAUCUGAACUGGACCUUAUAUGUAUUACCUACGUGGAAAAAACAGUAUUGUUACUAGCAUGUGGCUUAGUCGACUUGUUUUAUGAGAUUUAUUAACAAAUGUAUAUAUUUUAUUAAUAUGUAUACAAUAUACAAAGACUUUUA